This is a messenger RNA of Photinus pyralis (common eastern firefly), 2947 nucleotides long. RefSeq lists its product as uncharacterized. The record is from RefSeq and is a predicted model, not a curated record. NCBI's taxonomy places the organism in Eukaryota, Metazoa, Arthropoda, Insecta, Coleoptera, Lampyridae. The transcript is spliced from 19 exons. Bases 81 to 2888 code for a protein of 935 amino acids.
UAAUCCAAUGUACAAACGGAAUUAUCAAUCACUUAACGCGAUCAAACGUUCGCAAAACAAAGAAUUGCCGCUGUUGCUUCAUGUGUGGUACCAUAAGAAAUAUAAUAGAGUGGAAACUUCGUAACACAGAGACCGACUUUGCCGUUUUAGAACGCAUAAGGCAACGAUUUGGUUACAAAAAUGAAAAUGACAAGGUUAUCUGCAUGCCGUGUAGAGUAGGAUUUCUUAAUCUGCAUCGAAUUCAUUCUGCAGUGAGAAAAACAGAGAAAAAGCAUAUUUAUUGUACAAACGCACUUUACGAGCCGCAAGCAAGUGACGUCCAUUCAGCAACACAUGAGGGAGACGAAAUUGGUUCCAAUUUAAAAAAUGAACGAAUUUCGGAUAUCCAUCCUGCUAACGAUACCAAAACUAAAAAAGAAGUCAAAUGUAGUACACUAAUAAAAAAUAGCAAAGUUACCCCCGGAGAAGAAACGGUUAUGGGUAAGAACUCAUGGGCGGACAGCAAAUUGGCGCACUUGACUCCUGCUCUCACUUUAAAUAAGGAGCAAUUUGAUUUUAUUGGAAACGAAGCAUUUAAAAUUCCAGACGAAGCUGAAAAGACGUUUAAAGUAGUUGACGUAGAGAACCAACACAAGACUCAAUGUGUAGAAAAUGAUCGUGAACGUGACAAAAAUCAUCUACAGGAGAAAGUGAUACCAUCCCCUGUAACUCCAAGGAAAGGUUGCCUCAAAGCUUUAAAUGCUAAUUCUGCGUAUGCGAAUCUUUCUAAAGUUGGUGAAUCGCCAAAGAGCGUGACCUGGGACGAAUCCUGUAACCGGAUAUAUUUUUAUCAUCCAGAGCCAAGUGCAAGCAUGCCUCCAAUAGGCCUUGAGGAGGUAGAUUCUCUAGAAGACUCUUACACUGACUAUGACGCGGAGGAAUCGGAUACCUCUUAUGAGUUAAGCAGCUCUGAAGAAGAAUUUUAUUCCUCGAUUGCCGGCAAAGAUAAUAGAAAUGCAAGAAUGCUCAGUAACGAAUAUAAAUCAAAAAGUAAAGGUACACAUGGACAUGGGGCUGUUCUUAACCAACCAAUGAUAACGUCUCAUAAAUGUUGUACAGAAACGUGCCAUUUAUCUAAUACCAAUGAAGCUAAUUUUGUCACGUGGCUCAGGAAUGUGACUGAAGUAUGGAAGGAUAUAAAGAAUUGUUCAUGUUCGCAUAACCAAGGCGGCGUAAGAUGCAUUCAGGAACCGAAUGCUGCAGGAGUUUCUGACGAUGAUGUGACCUCAAAGUACAGAACUCAUGGAUCGAAAAAACACUUUCAUAGGUCGAAAAAACACAUAAGCUUGUCAAGGAAGCAAUCACAAACAGAUUUAGUUCUUUUAAAGGACCAAUCUUGCAACACUGACAUAAACAUCUGUUCAGACGGGGACCAUUAUCAAAUGACUGGUGAUAUUGACAAUGAGAAAUAUGUUAAAACUCCUUUAGUUAAAAGCACUCCCAACUUGUGCAGUGCCACUUACUACUAUAUAAAAGCAAAUGCAAGGGAGUCUUACAAGAAAAAUGUCCCUCUAACUCAACCAGAUCCUGUACACUCUGCAGCAAGUUUCGAUCUUCCGAAGACAAAGCAUGUUGCUGACACCGAUAGUACGCGAACUGAAUUAAACUGUACCCAAACAUCCACAAACCAACAUCCAAAGAUUAAAGAGCCUUUGCUAACAACUAUCUUCAGUCGUUCUGGGAAAGGAACUCACAGGGAUCGACAAAAUGGUGACCUAAAAAAUCAACUGCCUUCCGAAAUUCCUUUGGAGCCAGGAUUAAAUAAAGAAGUUAAAAAAAUCUCCCCACAAAGUACACAGUUAGAUGGUGCAGGUUAUUCACUAAUUUCGAAAAGCAGUACAACUGAAGCAAGGUGUAAGUCUAUGACUCAGCAAGGGAAAAUCAAAACCAGUGGCAACAAUGAAACCCAAUGUAAUGUUGAGAACUCAAACCGCCAUACAAUGAACGAAUAUGAGGAUCUUGCCCCACUUCUUGAUUCAAACGAUCAAAGAGUUGAAGCUCGAACGAUUCCUGCGGGUGCUUUUAAGAAGAAAACACAAGAACGGGAUCGUGAUCGUCAUGCAAAAGGCGAUAUUGACAUACAUCAGAAAUUGGAAAGCCUUAAAUGCAAACUAGCACAUCCCAAAAAUGAGGGUUCAACAAUUCAAGGAGGUUGUGAAAUGGCACAAGAUACUGGUCGUGAGAUGGAAAUGGCAAAUGUAAAAGAAGGCGACGUGGAUACUAUAUCAUCUGAUUCAAAUGAUCCAAAACACAAAGCUCAAAAAUUAUUUGAAGCCAUAAUAAAGAGGGGUAUUCCUGAAAAUGUAGAAGAAGAAGAGACCAGCUGUGAAGUUUACUUGAAAGAGCUGUUAGCAGAAAGCCUGUCAGAGAAAGCGUCAAAUAACAAACAUCAUGUAACUGAGGCUGAACCGAUAGGCGAGGUUAAAGAUGACAGCCCAACUUACGCAAGCGACACAAGUUGCGAUGUUUCAUUGGAACACGAAGCUAUGCCAAACAAAAUGGAGGAAGAUAACCAGGAUGACCUGAACGCAAAGGCUCUAUCAAUCAUUUCCUUGUUGAAUAAAAUCCGGUCUUCAUCUGAUGUGGUUGUGGGCGAGUCAGGUGUGGGCGAGCCUGAUGGUAACGAAAACACAAAUAUUGAAAACACCAUUCAAACGUUAUUUUCGAUGGUGUCCCAAAUGCAAGCUUCCAAUAACUCCAAUGAGGAAGAAGAAUACAUGUCUCAAACAGAAGAGUAUUCUCAGGGGGAUGAUGAUUGCACAGCAUCUCAAUGCAGCGACAUGGAUCGCAGUGACGAUUUAGUAUUCCCUCACCAAGCGGGUUUUCCAAAAGGUCCCAAACGUCAAUGAUCCAGUAAAAAAUGAAUGAAAAAAUCGGGCUACAAGGCUCGACUGAAAAUUUAUACCUA